AAAGAUGGAGUGGCCCUUCUACUGUGUGGCCGCUACACGCUAACUAACUGACCAGAAAUAACUCGCAUUCAGAUAUCAAGUGUGGAUAAGUUUCCUGUUUAUGCAGUGAAGUUAUUGUGGUCCAGACGAAGUUAAUCAUUGUAGACAAAAUACUGGAGUUGUCCUUGUGUCGAGCGGGGCUAAGUCAUUGUGGGAAGCAAGAGGACCAGUACAGCAUCAUACAGGACUUUAAGAUCCAGCACAUCUUUAAGCUGCCGCCAGCCAUCUUCAAAGAUGUCUGACUAUCUGAUGAGAGGGUUCAGGGCCCAGCUGACCACAAGCAUGGACUCAAUCCUGAGGAGAGCUGUAUUUGAAAUAAUGAUGAUCUUUGAAAACAGCCUACAUGACCAUAAACUGGAGAUGGCACAGAAAGGACAUGAAAUUGCUCAACUUAAAAUAAAGUUACAGAGAGCUGAGCUCAAGCUGACCGAAAGCGAGCAGCGUGGAGACCAAGAAGCAGAGAUGAUUGAAAUUCUGAUGAAUGAAACGCAAAAAGAGCCUUUGGAUGCCCCUGGACAACCUUCAGAUGUUCCUGAGAUUGAUUUUGAAGUACCUGAUGACUGGUGUGCUCCCCUGGGCUGUGAGACCGUGACCAAGCCUCAAAACAGCGCGUGUCCCAGCGUAAGACUGCGCCAGCUGUCCAUUCCUCUGUGGCCCAUUCCAGUCAAGCAGGAGGUGGUUAACUGUGAGUCCAACCAGCAAGCAAAGGAUCUUGGGAAAUCCAGUAGAGGUUCCUCAUUAAAAAAGAAGCACAAACAGACUAAGGACAAAACCUUACCGGUGGACAGUCAAGGAACUCACCGUAUGAGAAUGAGAAACGACAUGAAAAAAUUGCUCCAAGACAUCAAGCAGGGAUAUGCUGACCUAACAGGUGCUACCGGCCUUAGAAGAAAAGGGAAAAAGUCAACAGGAAAAGAGCAAGAAAAUACAACAAAGCUCAAAAGAGAUGAACAAAAACUUGAAGCAGCAGAGUCUACUGAAAAGGAGACAGUGACAGAUGAUGAUGAGAAAAAGUACUCUUGCAAGUUUUGUAAUAAGGUAUUUAAUACAGAGUUUGGCCUAAGUGUGCAUGUGCGAUCACACAAAAGGUGCCGUGGUUGCAAAAGAGACUUCCCUUUUCCAAGUGCUCUUAAGUUACAUAAGUCGCAUUGCAAAAAACUCAAGCUGUUGUUGGAAAAAGAAGCUGAAUCAAGUAAUCCCCCAAAACCUGAGUCCUCUGAAGAAAAGCCCACUGCACCCAGCAAAAAACAGGUGGUCGUAAAGGAAAGUGUAAAGGAAAGCGUAAAGGAAAGCGUAAAGGAAAGCGCAAAGGAAAGCGCAAAGGAAAGCGAACCUUCCUCAAGCAACCACAGUGAAUCGUCUAUCCAGAAAGCUGGGCCCACCAAAAAGCACGUUUGUGUACGCUGUAACAAGUCGUUUGUUAAACGUUGGGCGCUUACACAGCACUUUCGUGUUCACACUGGUGAGAGGCCGUUCCCGUGCAGCAUGUGUCCUAAGAGAUUCCGCGUUAAUCAGGCACGUAAAAAACACAUAUUGAGAGUGCACAAAGACCAAACUCAGCCCAGUGAGACUACUAAAACCGUUGCCCGGACCAAGCCUUCGGAGGAGACAGAAGAUGAUCAAGAGAAGAAGAAAGACAGGACUCGAGCGGUCAACCAUAACAAUGCUCAGGGAGAUGGCAGUCCCGACACAAAGCCGAGUUCAGCAUGGGAGACGAUGGGCACGGCCUGCGCUGACGGUUUCAUGUGCUUGCUGUGUAAGAAGGUCACGAGCUCUAAGUACGGGCUGAUAGAACACUAUCGCAUCCACACGGGAGAGAAGCCCAUCAAGUGUGACAUGUGUCCUGCAAAGUUUCGUUUUCGAGGACAGCUAAGCAUGCACAAGAAAAGGUGUCUGAAGACGGGUUUGACCCAGUGUGCAAAGUGUCAGGAGAAAUUCUCCUCACCAAUAAGGUGCAAGAGGCAUAUGGCUCACUGUAACAGAGACAAGCCCAAGUUAUGCAAGGUUUGUGGAAAAGCCUUCUUCACUAAAGGACGUCUCAAAACCCACAUGAAGACUAAUCAUCUGUAAGUCAGCAUACAGUCAGCGCCUGUCUGUGGACACUCAAACACUGGAUGUUGUCAUUAAUGCUGCGACAGAUUAAUGGCGUUUUCCUACAUUUCAAGGUUCUGUUUUUUUUUUUUUUUAUUUGUUUUUUUAAAUUCAAAUAACAAUUAUAUGAAUCACAUCAGUAUUCCCAAUCUCCUUUAAGUAUGAAAACACAACUGUAAAACUGUUUGGUGUAAUUCAUCAAGACACUUCAGUCUUAAAGUGAGAGCCCAGAUGUAAAACAUCACGACUUUGGUAAAUUCUUUCAGGAAAUCCAAAUUAAGAAACCACUCAUAGAGAAACUGUUUGUUGUUUGGCAAACUCAGUGAGUACCUGACAAAUUAAGGCCAUUUAAAUGCAAUAAUGCUUGAAAGCAGACCUACCCCUCGACUGAUGUAUUGGCCUCAGUAUUAUUGAUAAAACACUAAAAGUAUGGCCUUGGGUAGAGCUGCAUAACAAAAUAUCGAGCUGUUAAAGAAAUCUGUCGUCUCACAACACACCAUCUUCAAAAGUGGGUGGAUUCAAAGGUCGAGCCAGGAUAUUAAGGCUUACAAGUUUUUGCGGAAUUUGAAACUGAAUCAUUCUUGUUUGUGGAGUUUGAAUCUUGGACUGUUUUCCUGACAAAACACAGUUGAUUUAUCCUGGAUUAUUUUUGUCUUGUUAUUUGAGAUAUCUGAAAAUAUUCCACUGGUCACAACUACUGGCAUUCAAAGUAAUGUUAUUUCAUCUGAUGAGUCUUGAAACAAGAAAGAGCAAAACUCAACAUAGUUUACGGUUUAAAUUAUUCCAAAGUUUGUUUUAGUUUGUAUGGGUUGUAUUCAUUGAUCCACAUGGACAUUAUGGAAUAGAUGGUCUUACAAUCCUACUUUUCUUUAUUUACUUUAAUAAAAGUAUUGUUAUGGUGUUGCUCAACCUAGAUAUUGCCAGCUUCCCCAAAUAAAAUCAUAAUUUAUA
Molecule: messenger RNA, 3081 nt
Organism: Plectropomus leopardus (leopard coralgrouper)
Lineage: Eukaryota; Metazoa; Chordata; Actinopteri; Perciformes; Serranidae
Biological process (GO): regulation of gene expression
Cellular component (GO): nucleus
Source: RefSeq, a predicted model, not a curated record